This is a messenger RNA of Pyrenophora tritici-repentis Pt-1C-BFP, 1176 nucleotides long. Lineage: Eukaryota; Fungi; Ascomycota; Dothideomycetes; Pleosporales; Pleosporaceae. The record is from RefSeq and is a predicted model, not a curated record.
AUGGCAGCAAUGAUGCGCAACCUACGAGCGCUGCGUCGUAGUGCAAUUAUGCAAGUAUUCAUUCUUGUUUUUAUUUUGUUCAAUAUUUUUGAGGUUACGCAGAUUCUACGCUGCCUGUCGAGCCCUACGAACGAACCUGUUACUAAACCAUCGGAACGAGUGUACAUCGCUAGUAUGUAUUGGAACGGCGAGCAGGCUCUACGAAGUUAUUGGAACGAUGCCGUAAUCGCUCUAGCUAAUGCGCUUGGCCGGGAGAAUGUCUUCGUCACAGUCUACGAAAAUGGGAGUUGGGACGAUAGCAAAGGUGCCUUGAGGGAGCUUGACAUGGCGCUAGCGGCACAUCAGAUCAGGCGAAACAUAACUCUUUCGGAGACUACUCAUCUAGAUGAGAUCUCUGUCGUGAACAGAGGCUCAGGCUGGGUAGACACACCUAGGGGAAGGAGAGAGCUCAGACGGAUACCAUAUCUUUCUCGACUUCGUAACUGGACCCUUGAGUCUUUGCAGGAGCUAGCUCGGCAAGGGGAGCGGUUUGAUAAAGUCCUUUUCUUGAACGACGUCAUGUUUGAAGUAGAGGACGUCUUCCGAUUACUCCAUACGAACAAUGGAGACUUUGCAGCCGCUUGUUCACUGGACUUUAGUUCGCCUCCGCAGUUGUACGAUACAUUUGCGCUCCGGGACGCCGAAGGUCAUGAACCACUUAUGCAGACGUGGCCUACUCAUACGCUGCAGCCGCUCGACGUCGUCAUGUUUGCUCCGUUGGCAGCUGCAUACAAAGCUGAGCUUGCCAGCUUCUUGAAUAUCUCCCAAGGCCUCACCUCCAUCACCAAGCGCGAUUUCUAUCGACUUUUCAAUGCCGCAUGGACCUCCUCCUUCACAGAAACGCUUGUAACAAAGGCCUUUGCAGCUACAGGGCUUCAUCCCUUCGAGCCGGACGCAAUACUCCGUCGCUUCAGCACUGCAACUCCAAGCAACUCUAGGCCAUCUUCAAGCAAUAGCACGACGUCAUUACUUAGUGCAAGCGAUUGGAGAAAGAUAGAGCGUCUUUUAAGGCAGGCUGUGGAUGAUAUAUAUGAUACAAAGUCGAAGAAGCUCAGCCAAACGAUCUACACUAUCUCCGUGAAAAAUACCCUCCUUCAGCAUGAGAACAGCCAACUUAAAGAGACCCUAGUCAAUUAG